Prunus avium (sweet cherry) is the source of this 627-nucleotide messenger RNA. The record is from RefSeq and is a predicted model, not a curated record. Lineage: Eukaryota; Viridiplantae; Streptophyta; Magnoliopsida; Rosales; Rosaceae.
AUGGUGGUUUUUUUGGAUGUGGAUAGUGGCGGCAUCAGAGCCGUACAAGUUGGAUCAUCUUCAAUGAGCGAUUGUGAUGAUCUUAUGCCCGUGGAUGUGUUCAGUUAUACCGGAGGCUAUAUUUCUCUAAGAAAAUAUGGUGAUUUGAUGGAAGCAGAGACAGGGGAGAGAAAUUUCUUCUCUGUGGGGAAGAUGAUGCAGAGGUCAAUGUUGCCAAGUGUUGAAGUUGUGCCUACUACCACUGGUCUUUUUUUGUCUCAACACAAGUACAUCUGUGAUCUUUUGAGCAAGGCCCACAUAGAUGGUGCAAAGGAAGUCAGUACACCCAUGCCCACUUCCGCUCCUCUCGUGCUUCAUGAUGGUUCUCCUCCCACUGAUGCCACUAAGUAUCGCCAAUUAGUUGGUAGUCUUCAAUAUCUUAGUCUCACUCACCCCGACAUCUCAUUUGUUGUCAACAAGCUAUCUCAAUUCAUGCAUCAACCAUCUGACAUUCAUUGGCAAGCUUUGAAGCGUCUCCUUCGCUACCUCAAAGGCACCAUCUACCAUGGCCUUCUUCUCAAACGCUCUCGCACCACUACCUUGUCUGCAUUUUCUAAAGCAGAUUGGGCCGGCAACUAUGAUGAUUGA